AGUUCUGUCUCGGAUCGAACGCAACUUGCACGCGUGAAUCGACUAUAAUAUAACGCACAACCGCGACAUUUAACAAUGGCAUAACAGUGAUUUGCUUAUAAACAAUAAUAGAAACAACGAUAAAGCUUUCGAGUAAAGUUAUUUAAUUUUUUUUGUGUGUUAAUUCCUGUGGAAAUGAACGAUUCUGAAGUCCCUUCGAACCACUCUUGGCAGUGGUAUAAGGAGAUGCUACAGUCGUGGCUGGAACACCCUGGCUCUGAGCAUGGUGAGCUCAAUAUGACGGCAUUGAACAUGGACCAGGCUUAUGUGAUCGGAACCGCUGAUAGGAAUGUUGCUGUCUACAGCGUGUCCGAUGACUGUUUUCGUUGUCCCUACGAGUUGCAGAAGUCUCUGUAUGAAGGUUCUGAGGAAAGUUGGGUAGUGAGUACAGUCCGACGCGCCACCUGGAGAAUAUACUCUGACGCCAGUGAUGAGUACAUCAGCUCCAGAAAUACCACGGGCAUGGUGUGCCAGCUGAGACCUGAAGUCGGCCAAUUCGGAGUGUACCGACUGAACGUCACCAAUGAUGAAUGUCUGUUCACCACGGACAAGGAACCGGUCAACAUAUACAUGCCUCUCCUGCUCCUCCUCGGCUUUCUGGUGGGUGUGUGGAUAGUGUAUGGAGUGUUCCAACUGGUCAUGUCCCGGGUGCGGCGGACCGGCAAACUGUGUUACGGUGACAAGGAGCUAGCUAUACAACAGAGGCUAAAAGCACUCGAUACCUUCAGAGGGAUAGCCAUAGUCUUAAUGAUAUUUAUUAAUGACGGUGCUGGCGGAUACUGGCUGUUGGAGCACGCCACUUGGAACGGUCUCGUGAUAGGAGAUCUGGUGUUUCCUGCAUUCCUGUGGAUAAUGGGCGUCUGUAUACCACUGUCCAUAAAGAGCGCUUUCGCUAAGGGCAUACCUAGGUGGAAGAUUCUUCUGAACAUUGUAUGGCGUUCGUCAGUACUGUUCCUAUUGGGAGUAUCUCUCAACACAAUUUACGGCUCCAACAUGCUGCAGGAGUUGCGGAUCUUCGGAGUGCUUCAACGGUUUUCUGUUGCCUACCUCAUCUCUGCUGGCUUUUAUGUUCUCACUGCACCUAAAUACUACGCACCACCGAGGGGUGCUUGUGGGCAAGCCCUGAAGGAUGUGCUGUCAUGUGUUUGGUGCUGGGCGUUGGCUGCGGUGCUGGUAGCUGUACAUACUGCCAUCACCUUCACCGUUCAUCACCCUGACUGCCCGGCCGGCUAUGUAGGUCCGGGUGGUAAGCACGACGACUGGGUGGCACCUGAGUGCAGCGGCGGCGCUGCUGGCUAUAUCGACCGCUUACUGCUUGGAUCCUCGCAUCUAUUUCAGAACAGUGCCUCUCGUCAAGUCUAUGGAGGACCGCCCGUUGACCCUGAAGGAAUUCUUGGGUGCCUGACGUCGGCCGUGCAGGUGCUGGUGGGCGUGCAGGCGGGCGCCACGGUGCUGCUGCAGCGCUCGCACAAGGCGCGCGUGUCGCGGUGGCUGGCGUGGGCGGCGGCGCUGGCGCUCGCGGGCGCGCUACUCGCCGGCUUCUCCAGGGAGCACGGCGUCAUACCGAUCAACAAGAACCUCUGGUCAUUGUCAUUCGUUCUCGUCACAUCAGCUUGCAACUUAGCCAUUCUCAGCAUAUGUUACAUCCUGACUGAUGCUUUGAGUAUUUGGGGCGGAGGCCCAUUCAGAGCUCCCGGUAUGAACGCGAUCGCCCUCUACGUCGGUCAUUCACUCUGCGCACACAUCUUCCCAUUCCACUGGAGACUACCCAUCAUGAGAACGCAUACUAUCAAACUAUUGGAAGCUGUAUGGGGCACCGCACUAUGGGUUAUCAUCGCACACAUCAUGGCAAAGAAAAAAGUUUUUAUAACAGUUUGAUAAAACUGCAACAAGUCUAGUUUAAGGUGCAGUAAUUGCCGCUCGCUAAUUUUUGGUCAUACGUUGAAAAUUCUGUUAGUGGAAUUAAGACAAGAAAUCAUUAGAUUAAUGGAAAUCGUAUUCGAUUCACAUUGAGCCUAAAGCUAUGGUGUGGCCAAAAUUUUGCACGCGAGUUUCAGAGGUCACAUUGCUUGUCACAUCAGAAUUUUAUAUGUACUGUACGUAAUGAUACAUACAUAUCAAAUAAAAAAAAAUAUAAUCAUAUGAAGUUUUUUAAAAUAUUGAAUUCAAAAUUAAUUGACUUUCUCAAAUUACUGAUUCGUAAAUAUAAGAAAUUAUUUUAGACUAGUUUAUAUACUUGUACUAAAUUAUAUUUGAAGACUGACUUUCAAUUGAAAAUGAAACAAUAAAAUUGUUGACAGAUUCCCCAUUCGCCGCCGUUACAUUAAUUCUAGUCUUAAAUCUGUAUGUUUUAUCAACGUAGUUAUAAUUAAGAAUUACUAAAUACUUAUAUUUUUGUAACAUAAGCACAUAGAUUAAAUAAGUCUGGU
Messenger RNA from Diatraea saccharalis (sugarcane borer), 2468 nucleotides. The record is from the annotation of a GenBank genome assembly. Lineage: Eukaryota; Metazoa; Arthropoda; Insecta; Lepidoptera; Crambidae.